Molecule: messenger RNA, 594 nt
Organism: Penicillium soppii
Lineage: Eukaryota; Fungi; Ascomycota; Eurotiomycetes; Eurotiales; Aspergillaceae
Exons: 3
Coding region: 1-594 (197 amino acids)
Source: RefSeq, a predicted model, not a curated record
AUGCAGUUGAAAGAGGGCCCAUCUGGCACGGCCCUUAAGGUGGCUACUCAAUACAAAUCAACUUUCGCCCCAGAUAUGAUGCGCCUUCUGAUCAGUCGAGGAGCUGAUGUGAAUUUGGGGCCGACAAAGGGGACUUAUGGCAGUGCUCUUGCUGCGGCUCAUUCUGUCCAAAACAUCCAAGCACUUGUUCGAGCGGGUAGUAAUUAUGGCAGUCCCCUAGCUGCUACUGCUGCUGAUUAUCCCGAUAAUGUCGAAGCUGUUGUUCAAGCAGAUGCUGAUGUUAACAUGAAAUUAACGCAUGGCCGUUGUGGAAGUGCCCUACAUCACCUCUCAGAUGCGAGCCCCAAACCUGUCAGUUGGCGCUGGGGUGGAGCAAACUUACAACUUGUCCCACAGUCAGCGUCCCAUUUGGCGUUAGGUGGCCAGGCAACCGACUGUUCACCCCCACCUACAGGUACUCCCGGUCCAGACAGUGGUCUUGUCUCAUUAAUUGCUCUGCGUGAUCAGAGUGGGCUUGUCCUUGAUAGUUCCAGGGAUGAUAUGACCAUGGUUCGAGAACUCAUAAUCAUCAAAGGCUACAGUGCACGCCCCUAA